CCCCCCUGCUUUAUCGUCGUCUUCGCUCGAUCCUCUUCUGCGACGAACUCUCACUCUCUCAGUCUUGCCUUUUUCUCUCCCUCGCCCCUCUACAAGGAAAUUUUUCAGCAUUUUAGUCUUUGCCUCCGGCUUCGCUUCGUAGCUUCAUAAGUUUGGAAAUUUCUGACCGAUUUGGUGCGUGCUCUUUUCCUCUCUAAGCUUCGCCUUCGCCUCCAUUUCUUUGUGGUGGCUUUAGGGUUGGAUUUGGGGUUUGUGGAGGACAUGGAGAAGAAGCACGGGUUCCUCUCGGCUCUGCGAGGGGAGAUGGCACGGGGGUUGUCGCCGGCGAGGUCGAGGUCGAGGUCGGUGAGUCCGCAGCGGAACCACUCGCCUGUCGUGGCAGAUCUGCUGCUUCCGAAGCGGUGGAAGCGACAGAAAGCGAGGGGGUUCCCGGAGGAACUGUUGGUGCCGGCGUCGGGGAUUCUGGCGCCCUUGGAGGAAGGGCCGGAGAGCGGCGGCGGCGAUCCGGGGAAAGAGGGGUGGGGGCAGUGGGUGAAGGACCGGUUCCACAGGGCGCCGUCUGUUUCUGCAGGCGCCUGCCGCGGCACGGACCUCCGCCUCCUUCUCGGCGUCCUGGGGGCGCCACUAGCCCCCGUCCACGUCUCGCCCGCCAAUCCGCUCCUUCACCUCAGCAUCAAAGACACUCCCAUUGAAACAUCGUCGGCGCAAUACAUACUACAGCAGUACACGGCAGCUUCAGGAGGCCUAAAAAUGUUGAGCUCCAUCAGGAAUGCAUAUGCCAUGGGGAAGGUGAGGAUGCUGGCGUCAGAGUUUGAGACGGCCACUGGGAUCGUCAAGAGCCGGAGUGCAACAAAGGAAGCCGAAUCCGGUGGGUUCGUCCUCUGGCAGAUGGCGCCAGAGAUGUGGUACGUCGAGUUAGCUGUCGGUGGUAGCAAGGUCCAUGCUGGUUGCAACGGCAAACUAGUCUGGCGCCAUACUCCCUGGCUCGGUGCCCAUGCCGCCAAGGGCCCUGUUCGACCCCUCCGUCGAGCUUUGCAGGGACUUGAUCCAUUGACCACAGCGAGCAUGUUUGCUGAUGCACAGUGCAUUGGUGAGAAGAAUGUCGAUGGGGAGGAUUGUUUCAUCCUUAAGCUUUGUGCAGAUCCACAGACACUGAAAGCUAGGAGUGAAGGCCCUGCUGAGAUAAUCAGGCAUGUCUUGUUUGGUUACUUCAGCCAAAAGACUGGGCUUCUCACUCACAUGGAGGACUCACAUCUAACUCGAAUUCAGUCGAGUGCCGGAGGCGAUGCUGUGUACUGGGAGACCUCCAUUAACUCCUCCAUCCAUGACUAUCGCCCGGUCGAGGGCAUGAUGAUUGCACACUCAGGGCGUUCAGUUGUCAAUCUUUUCCGGUUUGGCGAAGUGGCCAUGAGCCACAGCAAGACUAGGAUGGAGGAGGCAUGGACUAUUGACGAAGUAGCAUUCAAUGUCCCUGGCCUCUCGAUCGACUGUUUUAUCCCUCCUGCUGAUGUAAAGCGUGGAACAGUCAGUGAAGCUUGUGAGCUACCACAAUCCGAGAGAGCAAGAAGCACCAUGGCAGGAAGUAAUAGGUCUAAGGUCGCAGCGCUCGACAAGUCUCAUGAUGUUGAUGAUGAUAACAGCUCGUGGAGAGUGGAAGUCUGAUGCCAAAUUCAAGCACUGAAAUUGUUCAUAGACAGUUCGUUUGCUCAAACUGACUCCCCACAAACUAUAAGACCGAAGGGAGGAAUUUGGUGGAUUUUGUUGCUGCUAAUUAAUUCAUCCGCUGUAAAUAGGGGGCCUAAUUGUUCAUGAGUCUGCAACUACGCAUAUCAACUUAAGUUUUUUUUUUCUUUUUUUUGCCUUGGAGCAGUCUGGUUUGGCUUUCUUUCUUUUAUCAUUGUAACAAAAAUUUCCUUGUGCAUUUUUCCUUUCCGUCAAUUUGGUAGCCGAGAUGAGUCUUUUUCCCUACCUACUGCAAGUCUGCAAUCAUAUAUAUAUAUGGGGGUCAUACAAAGUUGAUGUAAACCAAACUUCUGCAGCUCUCGUUGAUAUAAAUGGCUGGCUUUCGCUGAACCUUUUUUAUUUUUCA
This is a messenger RNA of Zingiber officinale, 2089 nucleotides long. RefSeq lists its product as uncharacterized. Lineage: Eukaryota; Viridiplantae; Streptophyta; Magnoliopsida; Zingiberales; Zingiberaceae. The record is from RefSeq and is a predicted model, not a curated record. The transcript has 3 exons. The coding region runs from base 262 to 1662 and encodes 466 amino acids.